This is a messenger RNA of Hyposmocoma kahamanoa, 1674 nucleotides long. Its product is annotated as probable alpha-aspartyl dipeptidase. The transcript is spliced from 4 exons. The coding region runs from base 522 to 1562 and encodes 346 amino acids. The record is from RefSeq and is a predicted model, not a curated record. Gene Ontology annotation, biological process: proteolysis. Gene Ontology annotation, molecular function: serine-type peptidase activity. NCBI's taxonomy places the organism in Eukaryota, Metazoa, Arthropoda, Insecta, Lepidoptera, Cosmopterigidae.
UCUUGCUGGCCAUGGCAACCUCGUCCUAUCCAUUUGUUUGGAUAAUUUGUGUCCAGCCAGUCUCUGACACUUCUCCUGAAAUGGGCAGGGCAGCCAUCAUGUUGGAACCACAUGUCCCUGAUCAAGUUGAGUGGCAGAUCAUCCAGCAAAUCACUCAAGUCUCCUCUCAAAAAAUUUUCGUAACUUUCCCCAUUUAGAUUGUUCGGGAGAAAGUAAGGACCAAUCAAAUGAUUGGAGAUAAUACCCAUCCACACAUUCACGCUGAAUCUUCGUUGGGAACCCUUCACUCUUUUCUUAUUGGGAUUCCUAAGUUCUUUUGGGGCCCAGUAAUGCGCGUUGUGAUAAUUAGUUAUGCCAUCUUUAUCAAAUUUGGAUUCAUCUAUCCACAAGAUAUUUCUUAGAAAAUCUGGGUCUUCUACGUCAGCAUUUAGCAUAAAUCUGCAGAAGUCCAACCUUCUCGCGGGGUCUCCUUCUUCAAUAGUGUGUACCGGCGUGUAAUGGUACGGGUAUAGGCCAGCAGUAUGCACUGUAAACCACACUCUCAAUUGCGAAAGUCCCAGAUCACGGGCAACAAUAUUAGUGGAAGUAGUCGGAUCCGCUCGAAAGCGUUGCACUAUCUCAUUGUCCUGUUCUUCGUCGUCAUUAAUUCGUGGUCUGCCCAUGUCUGUAUUUCGUCUCAAAAUAGAGCCAGUUUCUCGAAGUCUCCGAUAAACUCUGUCAAAAACAGCCACAUCCGGCACUCGACGACCGGGGAAUCGAGCUAUGUAUUCGUUGCGAGCUUGCGCAGACACACAAUCGCAGUAUCCGUAACAAAGAAGCAUAUAAGCAUAUUCCUCAGGAUGUCUUGCCGCCAGGCCCUCCUUCUUUCUUCGUCCAAUUGUCAUGGAUAUUCACUCCUAGAAUUUGCUAAGGAAGAAAUUUGUUUGUUCCUUAAAAAGAAUGCUGUGAAUGAAAUUAUUUUCGUGCCCUACGCUCAGAAUGAUUUCAACGGAUAUACUCACAAGAUCAAGUCGGUUAUUGACCCUUGGGGCUACAAAGUCACUGGUCUCCAUACUUAUCCAGACCCUGCCAAUGCUGUAAUGUCAUCAAAAGCAAUAUUUGUGGGUGGAGGCAACACAUUUAUGCUUUUAAAAAGGUUAUAUGAGGCCAAUUUAGUAAAUCUAAUCAAGUCAAGGGUAUUCGAGGGGCAUUUAUUGUACAUAGGCAGCAGUGCAGGCACGAAUGUGGCCACAAAGAGUAUACACACAACUAAUGACAUGCCUAUAAUAUAUCCUCCAUCUUUUGAGGCAAUUGGAAUAGUGCCCUUUAAUAUAAAUCCACAUUAUAUUGACAUAGUGGAAAGUGUGACACACAAAGGUGAAACUAGAGACCAGAGAAUUAUAGAGUACCUUGACAUGCCCCAUGCUGCACCAGUGUUGGGUUUGAAGGAAGGAGCAAUUUUGAAUGUUAAUGGAAACACACUUAAAAUCACAGGUGUAGCUGGUGCUGUUAUCUUUAAUAAGGAUAAAACUAAAACUGAAGUUCCUGUUGGUACCGAUGUAUCUUUCCUGCUAAAUGAAUAAAGGGCAACUGGGUGUUAACUAUAAUUAUGCAUUAUAUAUAAACUACACAGGUUAUUUUUAAACAAAUCAAUUUAGCUUAUAACUAUAUUUUUCCACAUGAUACUUACAUAAU